Molecule: messenger RNA, 4597 nt
Organism: Gopherus evgoodei (Goodes thornscrub tortoise)
Lineage: Eukaryota; Metazoa; Chordata; Testudines; Testudinidae
Gene: KCTD18
Product: potassium channel tetramerization domain containing 18
Exons: 7
Coding region: 158-1480 (440 amino acids)
Biological process (GO): protein homooligomerization
Source: RefSeq, a predicted model, not a curated record
CGCCGGUUCGCGCCCUCAGCCCCGCAGCGCGGGCGGGGCCUGGCUUCUCCCGCGGGGGCCUGAGGGGAAGGGCCUUGCUCCUGCGCCUCACCGGUCCGGCGCGCACGUUAGGUUUUAGUAGAACAUAACUAUAUUAAUAUUGAAAUUUGCAAAUGCAAUGGAAGACGGCAAAACUGCAGAGGUGCUAGAUAUUCUUCGACUUAACAUGAGAGGUUGUGUGUACACAGCCAGACGCAAGUCUUUAUGCCGCUUUAAGGAUUCAAUGCUAGCAUCUAUGUUCAGUGGACGUUUUCCUCUAAAAAUAGAUGAGUCUGGGGCUUGUCUUAUUGAUCGAGAUGGAAAUCUCUUUGAGUACCUUUUAGAUUAUCUUCAUGGAGAAGUUCGGAUUCCUAAAGAUGAACAAACACGAAUUGCAUUGCAGGAAGAGGCAGAUUACUUUGGCAUCCCUUAUCCUUACAGUCUGUCUGACCACUUAGCCAAUGAAAUUGAGACACAUUCUUUAAGGUCAAAUAUAGAACUUAAAAAGGCUUUGAUAGACUUCUGUGAUUCUUAUGGUUUAGCCUGCACCAAGCCUACUGUUUGGGUUCUGCACUAUCUCAACACAUCUGGAGCAAGCUGUGAGAGUAGGAUUAUAGGUGUGUUUGCCACAAAAGCUGAUGGGACUGACGUACUUGACAAGGAACUGGGAGGAAGAAUAAAUAAUAAAAAUAUGUACAAAAGAGAGGCUGGAAGUAAUGUCCAAUACAUCUGGAGUUAUUAUUCAGUGAGCGAACUGAAAAAGAUGAUGGAUGCUUUUGAUGUCUGGGAAGGAAAAGGAACUUCAGGUUUCAGCUAUUGGAGAAUGCCCCAGCUGAUAGAAUGUUGGACUCUUGAAGAACGCCCUUUGAGAGGAAGUCUCCAUCAUAUGUCUCCAGUUCGUAAAAGACGAUUAAUAGACUUUACUGAAGAGGAGGAAGAUGGUCAAAACUUUAAAGCUGGUCCUAAACCAAUUCGAUUUUCUGGUCCUUCAACAAGUACCCACAUCAAAGUCAAGAACUCUGCUUCAUUAAAGGUAGCUGCCUGUAACACCUCUUCACAUUCUGUGGUAACUCUUAAACGACCCAGCAGUGAUAGUUUGGUACAGCGCAAAGUAGUGCCAAAAACUGAACUUGCAACGUGCCCAUCAUUGCCUACAAGUUCUCAGGCAUCUUAUGGAACUGAAGGUGCUGAAAAUGGGGCAGCAUAUCAAACUACAUUCAACAUCUCAAUGUCUAAGAAACCUAUGACCACUCGUGUGGUAAAACUGAAGCGGACUCCAUUGUGUAUUGUGUCACCAUCUCAGUCAUCUUCCUCACUGAGUAAAACAGAUGAACAGGAAGUUCCUGCUGUUGAAAUUCCUACUACUUCUAUGUCACUAAGAGAGAGAGAAUCCAAUAUAUCAACAGUGAAUAGUAAGAUCAAGAAUAAUGUGGAGAAUGACAAACUGGAUGAUAAUGUUUAACUCUUUAGCAGAGAUUUCCUGGAAUAAUCUGCUAAACGAAGAGUUUCUGACCCCGGUGUCAAGGGACACAUCCUGGAUUAUAAUUUAUUACUAGAGCUGGUCAGAAAUUGUGGAGAAAAAUAGUAAAAAGUACAUGGGCAAAAGGUUUUGAAAUUUAUAGUAAGUUAUGAGUUUUCUUGCUUUACGUUUAAUUUUUUGGGGGAUGGGGCAGGAUGUGUGGAUGUUGAAAAACAUUGUUUGCGAUACAUGGUGACCAUCUCUCAGAUAUUUACUUAAAUCAAGUUGCCAUGAUGUUACUGUCUUUAAAAAUAGAAUAUGCAUGCAUACAAGCAAACCAAACCUAGCUAAUUUCAUUAUUGAUAGAGGUCAGGAUUUAAAAAAAAUUUGAGACCAAGGUUAGGUUCCUAAAUUUGUAUUUUCAAAUUGGAAAAAAAAGGUUAUAUUAAUUAAGAGGGAGAUCCAAUCUUAGAGCCCGACUCAGUCUUCUACUCUCCAGGUAUGUAAAAUACUGGACAUUGCAAAGGUAUCUGACUUAGCAAGAGUAAGGAGUAGGGUUGCUGGCUUCAAAGUGCUUUUUGGGGAGAAUAUAGGAAAAGCAGUUUAACAGCAAUGAAAGGAGCCAUCCUCCUUCCUGCCACAGAGGAGGGACUAGGAAAUGUAAGGGGAAAGAGCCUAUCAUGGAAGCAACAGGGCAGGAUCUUUUCAUAGAAUUGAGACAUACAUGUAUUAGAUUGCCAAGGGGGAGUGUUCUCCAAUGGGGAAUUGAAUGGGCGAGCUAGGAAUUCCUUUGGAAUUGGAAACAGCCUGCCAUUGCACCGUUAUGGUCCAUCCUGUCCUACAAUUGCAGUAAGGCUCUUAUGCCAAAUGCACAGCAGUGAUUGCUUUGUUCUCCCCCCGCUCCCUUCAUAUAUGCGGGACUCUGACAUAUGAGCAGGGACAAGCUCGGCCUCUUUCAAGCCUAGACAACAAAACAGCAGAGUUUGAAAAAUGGGUAAACAACAAAAAUAUGGGUUGAAUACUGCUUUCAGUUGCACCAGUGUGCAUUUGCAGGAACACCAAUGAAAUCAAUGGGUACUGCAGAUCUACACCUGUGUAGCAAAGCAGAAUUUGCACCAAUGUCUUGAAGAAGUGCCUUGAUUCUUCGUGGGUGUUUAGACCAGCAUUGCUUAAUGAGAUUUAUAUAGUGCAUAUUUUUGCUGAUUUUGUUUGACUAAAAAGAGUUUUAACAUUGCCAACCCCAACUGUUCAAAAAUCACAUGAUGGACUUAAACAAUGAGACUUUUCAAGCUUUACUCUGAAGCCAUGAGGGCUAGAAACUUAGCUUUUAUUAAUUUUUUUAAAAAGUGAGAUUCUCAUGUAACAACAUGCCUCCUGUAGCGAGGCGCUAAGAACAACACCAAAUAUCAUGGAAGUUGGCAAAACUGCAGUUUUCUGGCCAUCAACUUACAUUUUGAAGGCCAGCUUGCAUCUUUAAUGGCCCAAGAUAGAAACUUUGAUUUUUUUUAAAUGAAAGUUUGAUUAUGUAGAAAAGAACAAACAUUAUGGAAAAAUGCUAACGUUGUGUACUACCUUGUGUCCAUAGGCCUAAAGUCUGAAAUAUUUUUAGAAGAGAGUUUGAAUGAAAAACCGAUUUUUUCAUACAUAUUCAAUUUUGUUUACUCUUUAUUUCAUUGUUUUAUAAUGGCGCUGUUUGUAAUGUACUUUUUAUCUUUCUAAAAUAAGUUUCCUAAGACUGAAUAUUUCCUUCCAGCGUGGUCUUCAGUGUUUGAUGAUUUUAAAAGUUUUAAACACACACACACACACACACACACACACACACACACACACACACACACACACACACACACACACACACACACACACACACACACACACAACUUUCAGAAAAAAUCUUGUGCAAUUUUCUGUGCUGGCAUCAGUUCACUAUUUACUCUAGAUAAUCUUCCUUGGCAGUAAAGUAUUAUUAUUAUUAAAUACACAUUACUGCCAAAUCCAUAACAUGAUACUCAGUAGCCUGAACAGUCCAGCACAAGACUGAAAUAAAUGGCAGAAACUCCGAGGUUGCUGGAGGAGAAAUAAAUAAAUACAUUCAUUACAAUAGCCUUUAGAGGCACUGGUCAGGUCCCCCAUUGUGCUAGACAUUGUAUGUACUUGUACUAAAGACAGGCCCCGCAUCAGAGUUUACAAUUUAAUUUUUUGACAAGAUUCAGCUGGCAGAUGAAACAGUUGAGCAGACUGCGGGUGGUGGGGAAAUAAAACAGGAUUUCUGUUUAAAGGGAUUGAUUAAAUUCCCUGUUGACAGAACUGGGAAGUUGGCUCAAGCCCAUCAUUAAUGGAGUGGGCACAAACAUGCUUUCUUUUAGUUGGAGACAUAAAUAUCUAUUCUGAUCCAUUUUUUAAAUCUGUAAAGCUAGAUAUUGCACCGUUUCACAUAACCAAUGUGUGUAUAAUUUUGUGCUUGGAUAGAAUUAUGUAUUAACUAGCUCCAACCUAUAACUAUCGAAAGAGAUUUUUAGGGAGGAGCAGCAAUUGCACUUAGCUCUUGCCUGUGAGCAUGCAGGUAACCUGAAACCAAAAGAAACUUGCCAGCUCAGUGAGUAGUUUUCAUGGCAUGGGACACACUUGGCGUUUUGGAGAGGAGGGAACAUUGGGCAGAAUCUUGGCAAGUUAAAAGUUUUUGUGCAGAUUUUUUACAUUCCCAUGGUUCCCCCCCUCCCCGUCCAAAAAUGCAGCAUGGGGCCUAAUGUUUUGAAAGUUUGCUACAUUAAAUUACAAUUGUCUAUUUCAGUAAAGGAUGUCCAGUAUGGCAUUGUAUAUCUGCAUUCACACUCUUACACAGAUACAGGUAACAUGAAAGAUUUGGGGAAGUUGUAUUAAAGAUGAGACUUGAUUCUUCAUUUGGGAUUUUACAUGGUCUGUCAAAUUGUGCUUAAUGACCAGGGUACUUUGAAAAAUGUACCAAGGUAAAUCUAUAAAAGAAACUGAAUUCAGACGAUAACUUCAGUCUAGCAAUCCAUUGUGCUGAGUACUAGCGUCCAAUGGCCAUUAUCUCAUGUAUAAAAUGUAUUGCCUGUUUAGUUUGAUGGAUUAAACAUUGCUGUAAUUUUUUUGUCACUA